Oenanthe melanoleuca is the source of this 2113-nucleotide messenger RNA. It is a transcript of the gene HUS1, whose product is annotated as HUS1 checkpoint clamp component. Gene Ontology annotation, cellular component: nucleolus; site of double-strand break; checkpoint clamp complex. Gene Ontology annotation, biological process: double-strand break repair via homologous recombination; mitotic intra-S DNA damage checkpoint signaling; mitotic DNA replication checkpoint signaling. Lineage: Eukaryota; Metazoa; Chordata; Aves; Passeriformes; Muscicapidae. The record is from RefSeq and is a predicted model, not a curated record. Bases 523 to 1377 code for a protein of 284 amino acids. The transcript has 8 exons.
ACAAAGCUCUGACCAAAAACGGGGCCGUGGAAAGGCGCCUCACAAAGCUCUGACCAACAGUGGGGCCGUGGAAAGACCCCUCACAAAGCUCUGACCAAAAACGGGGCCGUGGAAAGGCGCCUCACAAAGCUCCGUUCGCUCCACUUUCUAACACGACUGUCGCUUUCCUUCCUCACCACCGCGUCCUGUGGGGCAGGGUGGGAGCUUGGCCCCUGCCAGGGGCUGCUGGUGUCUGCUGCAAGCGCCCCCUUGGAUUUGAAAAAGGAGUUUCUCGAGACAUCGGGGCUGGGACAGAGGAAUUUUCACGCGCGUUCCGGGGGUGCCAAGGCAUAUUCCAGCCAAGCUCUCCAGCCCGGAUCGCCGGGGCAGCGGAAGGAGGCGCGGCCCGCCUGCGGCGGACGCUGCCCAUGGCGCCGCGCAUGCGGGGAGCGGCCGCCAUGGCCGCUGUCCGCGCCGAGCCGUUCGCUGUGCGGCCUCCCGCUCCCUGAGCGCCUUCUGAGGGGCCGGCGGGCCCGCGCCGCCAUGCGAUUCCGGGCUAAGAUCGUGGAUCUCGCCUGCCUCAACCACUUCAGCCGUAUAAUUAACACAAUCGCCAAGUUAGCCAAGACCUGCAUCCUGCGCCUGACUGUCUGCAAGCUGUAUUUCAUCCUCUCCGACAAAGUAGCAAAUGGAGGCGCCAGUAUGUGGUGUGAGCUGAGCCAGGGGAACUUCUUCGACGAAUUUCAGAUGGAAGGAGUAGCUGCAGAGCACAAUGAAAUCUAUUUAGAGUUGGUGCCUGAGAACCUGUCGAGAGCAUUAAAAACUGCCCAGAAUGCUAAGGCAGUGAAGAUCAAGUUGACUAAUAAACACUGUCCCUGUCUCAGUGUUGCUGUGGAGCUACCAUCAUUAUCAAGCAGCAGUAGGAUUGUGACACAUGACAUUCCCGUGGGAGUUAUUCCCAGAAGAAUGUGGAAUGACUUCAGAGAGCCCAGUGUGCCGGACUUUGAUGUCAGCAUUUACCUACCAGCACUGAAAACAAUGAAGAGUGUUGUGGAAAGAAUGAAGAAUCUCAGCAAUUUGAUUGUGAUUGAAGCAAACUUGAGUGGUGAAAUGAACUUGAAAAUAGAAACUGACUUAGUAUCUGUAACAACACAUUUUAAAGACCUGGGAAAUCCUCCCUGGGCAUCAGAGGAUGGAUGUGAAAGUAAUACUCAAGACAGAGAUCUGGAAAGUAUGGCUGAAGCAUGCAUAGACAUCAAGAAGCUGCAGCAGCUGCUUGCUGGACAGCAGGUCAAUCCUACAAAAGCAUUGUGCAAUAUUGUACGUAAAAGAAUUGUCCACUUCAUCUUGCUCCAUGAGGAGGUUUCACUUCAGUAUUUUAUUCCAGCAAUUGCCUGAGUGUUUUGGAAUCUUGGUCAUUUUCCAACCUGAGGCCUCUUUCAUGAAGUCUGAAAUCUUUCCUAAUUCGCUGGAGUGUUUUGAUGUGAGACACUGUUAGACGCAGCUAUCAGAUGGACAUUAUUUCAAUAUUUAUGAAAGUGUUCAAAAUACAUCCUCAUGCAGAUGGCCAUUUUUGUGAAGAGUUGUAUGCUGUGAAAGACACAAUGCUGGGGAGUGUUGAUAUAUCUUACUCUCAGGAGGAUUAAAACUGAAAUUUGCCUUACCCACAGCUCAAAGCAUUCCAAAAGUGCACUCAAUUAAAUACUUCAGUUUACUCAAAAGACUAAAAGUAGAAUUCACCUCUGGAACUGCUGCUGUGUGUAUUCAGUAUUGAGCAAUGCAAUCCAAGUUAAGGGAUCUCUGAACAAUCUGUCAUACCUCCAUGGAACUGGAGAGCCUUCUGGAGAGUUGCCAGGUUGCUAUUUGCCUGGACAAGUAUGUGCAGCCCUCCCAAAGUGGUACGGAAUUGAAUUCUGUUCUCGUAGAAAACUUUUGACUAGGCUUGCUCCAGCAUACCUCAGUAGUUCUGUUUGUGCUUACUCUUUGUUUACCUCUUGGCUUGAAAGGACGAGCAAAACAGUGUGGAUUACUUUGUUAAUGUGGGCAGUGAAAAUCCCUAUGUACACAAGGAAUAUAGUAUGAGGACAUGCACGAGCACAGCAAUUGCUGUGGAAUAAAGAACAAGUUAUCUGUG